Messenger RNA from Spirodela intermedia, 5173 nucleotides. The record is from the annotation of a GenBank genome assembly. Lineage: Eukaryota; Viridiplantae; Streptophyta; Magnoliopsida; Alismatales; Araceae.
AUGAGGAAACGUUCGGGAUCGGCUCUGGGCGAGAUGAAGUACAAAUUCAUCGUCGGGCCGGCCGUUCUCCUGGUAGUGUUCUUCCUCGCCAUCACCAACUUCGACAACCAUUCCGCCACCCAAUCCUUCUCGUCGGAUUUCCAUCCUUCGCCGCCUGCAGAUUCCGAGACGCUGCAGCAUUCCGAACAGGUUUCGCCGUCGUCUCUGGUUGUCGGGGAACAGGAAGGUGGAGAGGAGGCGGUCGUUGAGGAUGCUCGGCGGGAGGAAGAAGAUGGCGGGGGAGUUGGAGAAGAGCAGCAGUGGGAGUUGUGCGGUAAAAAUGAGGGCCUACCGGACGCGGAUUACAUCCCCUGCCUGGACAAUAUCAAGGCGAUCAAGGCCCUUCCGUCCAGGAAGCACAUGGAGAACCGGGAGCGACACUGCCCGGAUCCAAGCCCAACGUGCCUCGUUCCCCUCCCCCAAGGGUACAAGCAACCAGUGCCCUGGCCAAAGAGCAGAGACAUGGUGAGAUCGCUGUGUCACUAACCAGUUUCUUCAACGUUAAUCAAAUAGUCGAUAAUAGAAUGAUACUGUCGACGGGAGAUGAGUAAACUCGAGAUCUGCAGAUUUCAAGGAUGUUCUGGGAAGGAUCUAGGUUUUCCCUUCUUUCUGCUUCUGCCCUUUUUUUUAUUCUGGCCCUGGAGACUGCAGCAGCAUCGUCCCUUACCCUCUCUAGACCUUUUUUCUCAUCAAACUUUCAUGCUUGCAUCAUUACAUCUGCACGUCGGACGAAAUCCGAGGAAUGCAGAAUAGGAUAAGAGCGCGAAAGGCAGAUAGAAUGGAAAUCUUGCUGCUUCCUGGACGCCUGGGGCGUGUAUGGCGAUGGUAUAGUGGUAUGCUGCAAUGUGCUGUAUAGGCAUUUCGAGAAUGUUGGUCUUCUCUUUGACCAAAUAUUCUUUACCCAUAUGUUGUUCUUUGCAAGGUGGUAAUCAUGAGGCCACCCUUCAGAUGGAACUCUCCUAGUCAACAGCUUGCACGUAGCUAGCACUCAAAUCUUUGUCUCACAUACAUUUGGUGGAUACACCUUGGAUCUUGCUCCUCUGAGACUUCCGGGGUAUCCUAUGAUGAGCUGAUAUCCUUUAGUAAGGUCAAUGUCCUCAUAUAAUAAGGCUGCUGUUGACUUCACGUAGGCUCGUAAGAGGUCAUCAGAGUAGGAAUGGUUCCUUCACACCAACAGGGCAUACCAGCGCACAAAUCAGGUCCUCAAUAUUAAUGGCUAUCCCUAAGAGAAGAUCUAGCUGGAAUUGAUGAUGUCAGAGUAAGCUGUGCUCCUGGGUCUUGGUCACUAGCUACCCUUUGGAGCAACCCCUCAUAAUUUGGCUUACAUGCGGAAUCCAUUGUCAUCGUGUUUUUAUUUACUGAACCACGUAUGAUUCUCAUCAGCCUUCACCCGGACAAUUGUUUUACCGAGAGGCACCUGAGAAAAAGGCAUCAGUUUUCAGCCAUUAUAAGAUUUCAGCACUUUCUUCAUUCUUGUUCUCCCAAAAAUUGGGACUACUCCUUGAUUUUGUGUGAUUUGAGCUAGGAAUUAACAAUUACCGGUACAUCGGAUUUUCUUUUUAAUCUAGUGCACUUUAGUAAAAGGUAGGGGUAAAAAAGAAAUCCCCGUUUCUAAAUUAAGAAUUACUUCGUAAAAUCGGAACCCGACUACAAGAAGUGUUCACAUACAUGAAAUGUAGAAGUUGAAUGUUCUAUCUCUGUAUGAUACAAAUAGUUCAUGUAGACAUGUCCAUUACUCAGAAACUUAAAUCGUCGUCCUUCUAUCAAAACUAACAUAGGAUUAGGGGUGAAUUUCUAGAAGAUAUUGCUAGUGCGCGCGAUAUUUUCCACGAAAAUAUCAGCAUAAGUUAUUUAAAUCAUGUCUUGUAAACUGAAGGUUAGAUAAUGAUAUUAUAGGCAAACGGAAUCCGUCGUUUUGAAGUUGGCUUUCUAAUGUUCGGAUGUAGUUUUUCCAGCGUUCGGAAUCCAUCAAUGAUUUCUUCAUUAACAAGCCAGAGGAAGUUGACUCUUCCGGUUUUUUAUUGAGUAUGUAUGUUUUCUAAAAAAACAUUUUUCUGUUAAUAUAUAUUUUUUAUCUCUUAAGAAAAUUCUUAUGUUUCCUAACGUUAUGGCAAUAGGAUUGACAAUCAUUCUGGUCUUGUCUUUCAGAUUUGGUUUGUCAAUGUUCCUCAUGCUAGGCUUGUCGAAAUCAAGAAGGAGCAAAACUGGGUGCGGAAGUCUGAUGAGUACCUUGUUUUCCCGGGAGGCGGAACCCAAUUUAAAGACGGAGUGAUGCACUACAUUCGAUUUAUUGAGGAGGUACUCAAUUUCUGCAUUAAUUAACCUCUACUGCCUUUGUUUGAAAAUCAAGGAUUCUACAACGCAAUAUUUUUCAAUCAUUUUCUUUUGUCUGGGAGUUCUUGGCGAAGCAUUCUUUUCUGGAUAGUAUACCUUUAGUAGAAAUAAACAAUUACAACCUCCUAUAACAUGAUGUUGAUGUUUAUCUCUUAUGAGAAGAAAGUGUGAUGUACUUAGUGCUACUAUUUUAAUUCGGAUAAUAUUAUUUCUCUGUAUACAUGUGCUUUGCUUCGUGGUUGGAUGACAUAGCUUCUCUUUUUCCAUUUAUAAUCCAUGGAUAUUUGACAUUUCCUUAAGUGAUAUAUUGAAUGGAUAAAAAGGUAUUUUUUUUCUCUCAUUUCUCUUACUUUUGGGCCUCUGUUAGACUUACCCAGCCGUCGCAUGGGGGAAGCAUACAAGAGUUGUUCUUGAUGUUGGAUGUGGUGUUGCAAGCUUUGGUGGAUAUUUGUUAGACAAAGAUGUCAUUACUAUGUCUCUUGCUCCGAGGGACGUACAUGAGGCUCAAAUACAGUUUGCUCUUGAAAGAGGAAUCCCUGCUAUCUUAUCUAUUAUUGCGACCCAGAGGCUAACAUUCCCCGAUAAAUCUUAUGAUAUGAUUCACUGCGCAAGAUGUCGGAUCCAAUGGCAUGCGGACGGUAAGUUUCUGUCAUUUGGUUCUUGUACUUCUCAUCAGGGUCAUGGUUAUUACCAUGGACAUCAUCACUGAAAUAGUCUAUUUUCAUGAUUUUUUAACUCAAUCUUGAUCACAAUGCAGAGGGAAGGGCGUUACUGGAGCUUAAUAGGAUUCUAAGACCUGGGGGUUUCUUCACAUGGUCUGCAACACCAAUUUAUCGUGAUGAUGAAGAAGACAAGAGCAUUUGGAAUGGUGAGUAUUCGGUUUUUUUUUUUUUUUUUCCGUUUGGUAUCCAAAGGUUGGCCAUAUUGAUGCUUUUUCAAGUUCCUUGAGAGUUAACAUACUGUAAAGGCAGAAAAAUCAUCCUUUCAAUGUGCAUCCAUCAACUGCAGGGAUCUUUCUAAUUACGGUGAAUUAUAUCGCUGGAACAUUUGACCAUGAGGGACAUAAUUGAGCCCCAUUAAAGGAGAUUAACUCUCUCUCUUUUUUUUUCUUGGGGAAGGGGGCAUCAGAAAGUGAAACUCUUAAACAGUUUUUUGCUAGUUGUAUGCAGUAAUUUGUAGAACUCAAGACAUCAUGUCAGAGAGCUACCAUGGCUGAACUUUUUGGAAUUCAGUGCUUCAUAAACUCACUUUGUUAUAUGGUCAUUAUGAUCGCUUUGUACAUAGCAUCGCAUAUUCUUCAAUUUUGUGUCUUAUGAUUGCUAUAUAUAUAUAUGAUAACUCUGAUGUUCUUGGAAAGUUUUGUGUCGAACAUGUGGUUACACAUAUAGCUUGUGCUCUAUUUCAUUAUCUGUGUAGGAAUAAUCCGAUUCUUCAUAUUUAUUUUAUGAUUCCCGUAGGCUUUGGUGAUCAACCUUAUCACGGUGCCCAAAACUUCAUGUGCUUAGUAAUAUUCAUGUCCAAGUGGAUGCCACCUGAUUUUUCUUGUUAAAGAAUCUUCAUUUUUUCAAAAGAGGGCCUUGCGAGGAAGAAUAGACGAAUUUAUGAGGAUCCGUUUUCUUUCUCCUGCAGCGAUGGUGUCUCUGACCGAAUCCAUUUGCUGGAAGAUGGUGGCGAAAUCGAUUGAUCCGAAUGGGAUUGGGCUUGCUAUUUUCCAAAAGCCUACCUCAAAUUCUUGUUACAGUAAUCGGGAUGUAAAUAGCCCUCCACUGUGUGAUCAGAGGAACAGAAGUGAUAUCUCAUGGUAUUUUCUGUCAGAUAAUAUCAACAGUUACUUAUAUGCUUUACGUGUUAAUACUUCUCAUUUUGCAAUGCCAGGUAUGUUCCACUAGAUGGUUGUAUCCCCCUUCUUCAGGAAUCUGAAGAAGGCUCUGAGAACACGUGGCCCGAAGAAUGGCCUGCGAGACUGAAUCUCAGACCUACAAGUCUAUCAAUAGACCCAAGCAUUGGACAUACAGAGGAAUCUUUUCAUGAAGACACACAACAUUGGAAGAACCUUGUGACGGGCACUUACAAGAACGAGCUCGGCAUCAACUGGGGCAGUGUACGGAAUGUUAUGGAUAUGAAUGCAGGUUUUGGAGGGUAUGUGAUAUAAUCCGCAAGUUUUUCACUCAUGACACAUUUUCCUGCAGAUUAGGGAGUAAAGAUGACAUUACCUGUGGCAAUGAGUUAUUUUUUCUCAUUAAUGUGUCGAAUGCUGGUCAGUAGAUCAGAUACAGUGGACAUGUCUCUGCAUUCGAGUGUAACAUCUCUCCUUUGGACCCUCAGAUUUGCUGCGGCGCUCGUCGACCAGCCUCUUUGGGUGAUGAACGCCGUGCCACCCACCGCGCCAGAUACCCUGCCCAUCAUCUUCGACAGAGGCUUCAUCGGGAUUUAUCACGACUGGUGUGAGGCCUUCAACACUUACCCUCGGACCUACGAUCUUCUUCAUUCCAACAACCUCUUUGGGAAACUCACUCAGCGGUACGUUCUACAUGAUAAGCUCGUCGUCAGUUCCUCUGCCAUUCACUGUGUUCGCGGUGCUGAGGGUUCGCCUCCUCCUCGCAGGUGCUCGAUCGUCGGGGUCGUCGCCGAAAUGGAUCGGAUAUUGAGGCCAGGUGGGUGGGUGUUGAUCCAAGACAGCCCAACGACGAUCGAGAAGUUGGAUUCUCUGUUCAAGUCCCUGCACUGGGAGACGACGGUUCGUGAAGGGCAGCUUCUCGUCGGCAAGAAAACCUUCUGGCGUCCGGCUGACGCGCGGUGA